AUGCGUGACUUCCUGUGUUUGCGGAUUUGGCGCAGAGAGUCUGGCGCAGAGAGUCUGGCGCAGAGGAGAGCGGACCUGGCCCCGGGUCUGGACCAUAGUCUGGACCAUAGUCUGGACGGUGCCAUGAGGCCGCCUGCUCUGCUGCUGCUGCCCGCGCUGCUGGCUCUGCUCCCGGGGCUGGAGCUGGGACUCUCCGCGGGACCAGAGCCGAGCCUCCGUGCGUCUGUGUGGGACCGGAGCCCAGAUCCAGAGCCGACAGACUCCAAACCUCUUUGUCGCUGCAGCUGGUUCCUGGUGAAGCUCAGACUGAAAGACUGUGGUCCUGAGAACCAGGUGAGCUCAGAUUUCGACAGCGGCGACGAGAAUGAAGCCGUUUUAUUUGGACGUCGUGAGGAAGAAGCAGAGAAGGUCGACAGAGACGCUGCUCUGUUCAAAAACUCCACUCAGACUGGAGCUUCCUCUGGGGCUCAGGGCAGUCGGGCGAUCGACCGGCGCUUCGCCCACGCUCCGCGUCAGUCUGAAUACAUGCGCUCGCCGCGAGGUAGUUCGGCUGGAAAGGGCGCUCUGCUCUGCGCUCGGCGUGCGGUGUGA
Molecule: messenger RNA, 591 nt
Organism: Knipowitschia caucasica
Lineage: Eukaryota; Metazoa; Chordata; Actinopteri; Gobiiformes; Gobiidae
Source: the annotation of a GenBank genome assembly